Pteropus alecto (black flying fox) is the source of this 891-nucleotide messenger RNA. It is a transcript of the gene DCTN3, whose product is annotated as dynactin subunit 3. The record is from RefSeq and is a predicted model, not a curated record. The transcript is spliced from 7 exons. Gene Ontology annotation, cellular component: dynactin complex. Gene Ontology annotation, biological process: cytoskeleton-dependent cytokinesis. Lineage: Eukaryota; Metazoa; Chordata; Mammalia; Chiroptera; Pteropodidae. Bases 60 to 752 code for a protein of 230 amino acids.
AUUUGGUCGGAUGUCCCGCCCUUUGACUGUUCUGCAGCCGAUGCGGGGCAGUGCUAGCUAUGGCGGCUGUAACCGAUGUGCAGCGGCUGCAGGCCCGAGUGGAGGAGCUGGAGCGCUGGGUGUACGGACCAGACGGGUCGCGCGGUUCCCGGAAGGUGGCUGAUGGCCUGGUUAAGGUGCAGGUAGCUUUGGGGAACAUCGCCAGCAAGAGGGAGAGGGUGAAGAUUCUGUACAAAAAGAUUGAAGACCUGAUCAAAUACCUGGAUCCGGAGUACAUUGACCGCAUUGCCAUACCUGAUGCCUCUAAGCUGCAGUUUAUCUUAGCAGAGGAGCAGUUUACCCUCUCCCAGGUUGCACUCCUGGAGCAAGUGGAGGCUUUGGUGCCCAUGCUGGACAGCGCUCACAUCAAAGCCGUUCCUGAGCAAGCAGCCCGCCUGCAGCACUUGGCCCAGAUUCACAUCCAGCAGCAGGACCAAUGUGUGGAGAUCACUGAGGAGUCCAAGGCUCUCCUGGAGGAAUACAACAAGACUUACCUAUUACACACCGGACGAGUCUCCGUGGACACGCCCCUGGGACCCUGCGGCCUGGAGUCACCAGUGGUUGGGGCCCGAUUUCCCUAUCCCUAUCCCAUCCUGCGCAGGAGCCAGAGUGAGCCGUGCACACGAACUGAUUUGGUCCCCGAUGACCCCCCCCCUCCGCCCCCAUGGCUUGCCAGUGCCCACAGAAUAAGGUCGAAGCUCAGAACUCGGUGACCCAGGCUCUCGCCUGAGCAGCAGCGGCCAUUCCAAACGGAACCCCUUGCUCUUGUGCUAAGUAACACUCGCAGCUUCGCCUUUGCUGUGGCGUGCUCAACUGGUAACACCAGCCCUGCCACCUUCCAAGGGCCAAAGC